ACGUGUUUGACGUCUCACAUAGGUGUGGUAAAAAUUCGGGUGAACAAGUAUGUUUAAUUAAUUGAUACACCGAUUCAUACUGCAAGUGCAAUGUAAACCAUCGUUGAAAUUCUCAAAACUAUCAACAAAUUUUGGAUAAGUUGUAAUUAAGACGGCACAAGCUUCAUUAUACGGUCAAUAACAGUAAUGGCUGUUGGUCGCGUAGCAGGAACAGGGAAUAUCGGAUAUUCUUCAAAUUAUCGCGGUGGAGGAAGAUCCUACCACGGAGGGAUAAACGAAGAAAUAAUAUGGAUCAGCAUUGGAAUGGCAAUAACCAUUGGCAUUUUAAUUACCCUUGCAUUGAUUUAUCUUGCUUAUGAGAAGUGCCAAAAGCGACGGAAUCACUAUAUAAACGCGUAAAUAACUCGACAGCAACGUAAUGCGCAUGGACCAACACUACCUGGUAACAAUCUUUUACCCAGAAAUAAUUGUAAUCAAAAAUCGUUUCACCUUCAGUCACAUAUACAUUUAUUUCGGAGCACCACAAUGUUGAAGAGCAAGCACCAUUUAGGCCAUAUGAAAAACUGUUAUAUUAUAUAAGUAAUAUGUAAUAAUGUAAAAGUAAUUAAU
Molecule: messenger RNA, 609 nt
Organism: Ochlerotatus camptorhynchus
Lineage: Eukaryota; Metazoa; Arthropoda; Insecta; Diptera; Culicidae
Exons: 5
Coding region: 187-399 (70 amino acids)
Source: RefSeq, a predicted model, not a curated record